Molecule: messenger RNA, 1551 nt
Organism: Epinephelus lanceolatus (giant grouper)
Lineage: Eukaryota; Metazoa; Chordata; Actinopteri; Perciformes; Serranidae
Biological process (GO): positive regulation of tyrosine phosphorylation of STAT protein; cell surface receptor signaling pathway
Cellular component (GO): extracellular region
Molecular function (GO): cytokine activity
Source: RefSeq, a predicted model, not a curated record
ACAGCACCAGCUGCUGCAACGUUGUCUUGGCAGGUAAUUAAAGCAGUGCAUCUUUGACAUUUCACUUUAAUGAUCCUGGUAAAAGGGUGAUGCAUUCUGAGUACACAACCACACUGUGUACUUAGAGUCAUGAGGGCAUACAGUACGUGGAAACUGUUUAUUAUAUAAAAUAUUACUUCAAAUGAGUAUCAUAGCCCACGGCUACCAAGACACUUAAUCAGCGCUCCUGGAAACACUCAUUCCCCACAUGUGUUACAAGUACAUUCAUUUUUUUAGUUCACUUCCUCCAUUCGGCUGGUUACCACAAGAUGCGGAAACAGAGAGAGAGAGAGAGAGAGAGAGAGAGAGAGAGAGAGAGAGAGAGAGAGAGAGAGAGGAAAGAAAGAAGAAAAAAAAAACUCCAGAUCUGUCAGAAACCGAAAGCAAGAACCUGACAAAUAUAUAAACAGUACAUGUGCCUCACUAAAGCAUGAAGGUAUCUUGCUCUCGCUCACUACUCCUCCAAGAUGACUCUUUGGUGGCAGGCUCUCGUCCUCCUCUGCUGUGUGCUGAACUGUGUGGAGUCGUCCUCUCCAUCUCCACUCCUCCAGAGGAACAAAUACAACAACUCCUUCCGUCUCACGAGGUCCACCAGAACCCGUGUCCAGCAGCUGCAGAGGAAAUAUAAGGAGCAGCAGUUGGGGAACAAGCACUUUGAGGACAGAAGUCGGCAGUUAAAGGACCUGCCGUUGCUUUCUACAGAUUUCUACGGCUGGCUCAGGCUGACGGACUGGGAACGACUGCAUGCUGCUUUCUGGGACAUGCAAGCCUAUUGGAAUAUGCUGGAGCGGAAGAGAAAACAGCUGGAGAAGGAGGAGAAAGAGCAGAUGGUGGCGCGGGCGGUCGGCACCACUUUACCUCAGAGCAUCAGGCACAUUCAGCUGGACCUGAGGGACCUGAUGAGCCAAGUCAGCAGUCAGAUGAGUUACAUGAGGAGCUCUUGGACGAAGCCAACCUCUCCUACGGCACCCGUAAACCCACAAACCAGAUCCAAAACAGUAUGGGACAGCCGAGUGGAGGGUUACGUCAUUCUGAGGGAUCUAGACCUUUACCUCACCAAGCUGGCAAGAGACUUCCUCCUCCUGGCUUCAAAAACACACUGAUGACUCAACGCUGAAAGCAGAACGCCGGCACCCUGACAACAACACAAACAGGCAAAAGGAAGAAAAGGCUGAAGUGAUGAUCAGCACCUAAUUGGAAUAAGAGUUGUCAUCGGUGUUUUAGAGGUGUUGUCAACACUUUAUACGGAGCUGUCACUUUAGCUAGUUGCAUUUUUUACUCUGUGUUUUACAGUAUAUUUAAGGGCUUUCUUGGGUAUUUCCCAGACUUUCUGUCUCACCUCUAACUGUAAGUUAGUAAUAAGCUGCCCGAACAGAAAAGCACUUCCCAACAUCCUGUUUUUCCCCCAACCCUCAGUCUAUUGGACUUUCCAGAGUUAUAUUUACUAUUUAUUGACAUAUUUAUUGACAUGCUAUUUAUUUUAAAGUGGUUUAUUUUAUGUCUCUUACAAUA